UCCUGCGCGCCGGAAGGAGGGCGGCCGAGGCGCCAUGGAGGCGCUGUGGGCCGCGCUGGGCGAGGUGGCGCUGGAGGGCCUGGACGGCGUGACCCCCGGGGCCCUCUGGGAGCGCCUGGCCGGCCGCGUGCCGCCCUUCCCGCUGCCCCUCGAGCCCGACGUCCGGCAGCUCCUCUGGGCCUCCCUCGCCGCGCACGCGCAGCUCCGCUUCUACCUGCUCCCUCAGCCCAGGCCGCCGCUGCACCUCUACGACCGGUAUGAAGAAAUUGAUCUUGAAACAGGAAUACUGGAGACCAAGAGAGAUCCUGUUCCUUUAGAUGACAUUUAUCCUGUGCACAUGAUUUUGGAUCACCCUGAAGGCAUUCAGGGUUCGUGCCAGUAUUUUAAAGAGAGGCUGGAUAUUACUGACCUGGUCAGAACAAAAGACCUGCGGCCCCUUUGCACAUAUACAGAAGCUUAUGAGAAGUGGGGCGAGAAGCUGGUGAUCGUUGCCUCUCAGAUGCUGCGCCACAGAACGCUCAUAGGAUGGGAAGGGGAUCCAGACUUAAAACUUCCUGACUUCUCCUACUGCAUUUUGGAGCGCUUGGGGCGUGCCCGAUGGCAGGGAGAGCUGCAAAGAGACCUCAGCGCAGCUUUUAAGGUGGAUUCUGGGAAGCUUCAUUACCACCGACGAGUCCUGGACAGAAAUGGGCUCAUCACCAUGCAGUCCCACGUGAUCAGGCUGCCAACGGGGGCCCAGCAGCACUCCAUUCUCCUGCUCCUGACCCACUUUCAUGUUGACAGGAGGAGCAAAUACGAUAUCCUCAUGGAGAAGCUGUCCACUAUGCUGAGCAAGCGACCUGGUCAUAUGGAGACCCUGGCGAGCAUAAGGGAGGAAUUGGGUCUCUGUGAGAAAACAUUUAAGCGUCUCUAUCAGUAUAUGCUGAAUGCCGGCUUUGGAAAGAUUGUGACCGUGCCGUUGCAAGACGUUCACCCUGAUGGAGGUCCCUUCAAGACCAAGAAGGGAACUGACGUAAUGGUUCGCUGCCUGAAGCUAGUGAAGGAGUUUCGGAAGAAGGUGGAUGAUUACCAUGAUGACGAUGACGAAGAAAUGAUCACCAAAGCCGUGCAGCCUGUGGACAUUGUCUACGAGAAGGAUAUGCUGACUCAAGCGUAUGAGCUAAUUGAAAGCUGGGGGACCAAAGGCAUUUCUCAAGCUGAACUCCGAGCCGCCAUGCAUGUGGGGAAGCUGGAAGCCAGGAUGCUCUGCCGCCUCUUGGAGAGAUACAAAGUGAUCAAGGGAUUCAUGGAAGACGAAGGCAGGCAGCGGACGACCAAAUACAUCACCUGCACGUUUGCGGAAGAGAGCGACCUCAGCCGGCAGUUUGAGCGGGAGAAGGCCCGGAGUGAGCAGCUGGCCAUGGCCAGCGUGUCGGUGGCCCCCGACGCCUCCUUGCCUGGGGAGGAGCAGCUCUCUGCAGCCGAGGAGGAGGAGGAGAUGCCUCUGCUCUCUGAAUCGGAGAAUGAGGAGGAGGCGAGAGAAGGCGUGAAGCCGAGGAGCGCCAGCUCAGCGCCACUGCUCAGGCUCGGUUUCCGAGGAGGAGGCAGCCCGCGCCAGUCGACGCCAGUGAAAGGUACAAGGGCCAAGAAAUUGCUAGCUCCAAGGACCCUGGGGAGGAAGCUGUCUCCCUUGCGCCCUUCUGAAUACCCAGAAGAGCUUCCCGAACACACGGCAAAUGAUGAUUCUGCUUUGGACACACUAAAGCAGGAAAGUGGCCUCUCAAAUUGUACCCAUUUUAUAGAUCAUGCUGGUGAUAUGGCUGUGGUUGAGGAAGUCAAGCUGGAGACUCCCAAAAAAAGUUGUGAUGUCAAGAAGAAAGAGAAGGGCUGGCGAGCCUCGGGCGUGGAGCGGUCCCACGAGACCUACCGCCUGCUGAAGCGCCGCAACCUCAUCAUAGAGGCCGUGCGCAACCUCCGCUUGAUCGAAAGCUUGUUUGCCCUUCAGAAGAUGAUAAUGGACCAGGAGAAGCAGGAAGGGGUUUCCACCAGGUGCUGCAAGAAGUCCAUUGUCCGCCUAGUGCAGAAGCUCUCCCAGGAAGGCCUUCUGCGCCUCUUCCGCACCACGGUCAUCCAGGAUGGCAUCAGCAGAAAGGUGGAGUUUGUAGUCGAUCCCUCGGUGAAUCCCAGCGACCCACUGGUGAAGAGCGCGAUUGAGCAAGUUCGCUUCCGAAUCUCCAACUCAAGCACCGUGAACAGGAUUAAAGUCCCACAGACGCCAAUGUCUCAGGAGAGUCUGGAUGAAGGAAGCCAGGAGUCUGGACUUGGGGCUGCCCUGAGGGAGAUGGAGGGCUGCUUCUCUCUUUGCAAACCAGAGGCGGCUGGCAGAAAGGCGCGCGCUGCCAAGUUAAGCUACCACCCAGUCACAGUGCCAGGCCUUGGGCGCUCCCUGGGCUUCCUCCCCAAAAUGCCUCGCUUAAAGGUGGCCCACCUCUUCCUCUGGUACUUGGUUUAUGGGCAUCCUCUCAGCGCCCAGCAGAGGAGAUGGAGCUGCAGCCAGGAGGCAGCGGACAGCCUGCAAGGCCUUGACUCCAGCCUGCCUGGCGGGACGGAAGAGAAGGAGCCGAGAGCAGCAGCCGGGAGCCAGGAAGGCUGCGAGGCGCUUGGGGACCAGGCAGUGUAUGUGGACGACGCCUCAUGGAAGCGGCACGUCCCUCCUCUCCCGCUCCACCGGGAGUUUGGCCAUGGCUGGGCUCUCGUCAGCGACAUCCUCCUCUGCCUGCCACUCUCCAUCUUUACCCAGAUAGUGCAAGUCAGCUACAAGGUAGAUAACCUGGAAGAUUAUUUAAAUGAUCCCCUGAAGAAACACACGCUGAUCCGAUACCUUCCAAGGUCGAUCCGCCAGAAGCUCCUUUACAAGAGGAGAUACAUCUUCUCAGUAGUGGAAAGCCUUCAGCGGCUGUGUUACAUGGGGCUGGUUCAGUUUGGACCCACAGAGAAAUUUCAAGAAAAAGAUCAGGUCUUUGUCUACCUGAAGAAGAACGCUGUGAUUGUGGACACCACCGUCUGUGAGCCCCACUACAACCUGGCUCAGAGCAGCCGCCCCUUUGACAGGCGCUUGUAUGCUCUGAACACCCUGCAAGACGUGGAAAACUUCUGGUUUGAUCUGCAGUGCGUCUGCCUCAAUACGCCACUAGGAAUUGUCCGCCACCCCCGUGCCAGGAGGGGCGGAGCGCAAGCCAGCGAGGCUGGCACCACCCUGGACGUGGCGCUGGAGCAAGAGUCGGCAGCCCACAGGCACAACCUUGAGCGCAAGUGCGCCAUGUUGGAAUACACCACAGGACGCCGAGAGGUGGAGGACAACGGCACCAUUCCUGGCGACGGGCUCGGUGCUGGGGGCUUGGAUUCCAGCUUUUACGGCCAUUUGAAGCGCAAUUGGAUUUGGACCAGCUACAUUAUGAACAAGACCAGGAGGGAGAACGCUGCUGCUGCUGAAGCUGGGCACACGGUCAGACUGCAGACCUUCCUGACCAAACGCUCUCUGCCGCUGAGCACAAGAGGUGGCGGCAGCAGCAGCUCUCUUUGGGGAGACGGGCUGCUGGGUGCGGAUCCUGCGGUCCAGAAGGAGGACCUGGAGGUCGAAAGCGAAACCACGCUGAACAGAAGCCAGAGAGUGAGGGGCGGAAAGAGCCAGAAGAGGAAGCGGCUUAAGAAGGAGCCGGUGAAGAAGACAAGGAAAAAGAGGAAGAAAAGAGAGGGGGGCACCGGGGUGAAGAGAAAAAAGCCGCGCUACCACGACGAAGCGGACCAGAGCGCCUUGCAGAGGAUGACCCGCCUGCGCGUGACGUGGACCGUUCAGGAGGACAGCUUGCUCAUGCUGUGCCGGAUCGCCAGCAACGUCCUCAAUGCCAAGGUGAAGGGGCCGUUUGUCCCCUGGCAGGUGGUGCGAGACAUCAUGCACAGCAACUUUGAGGAGUCGCUGGACAAGACGUGCCACUCGGUGGGGCGGAGGGCGCGCUACAUCGUCAAGAACCCCCAGACUUACCUCAACUACAAGGUUUGCCUGGCUGAAGUCUACCAAGACCGGACUCUGAUUGAUGACUUCAUGAACAGGAAGAGCAACUACCAGGACCCCAAGGUUUGUGCAGAAGAGUUCAAGGAGUUUGUGGAGAGGCUGAAGGAGAAGUUCAGCUCCACGCUGGGGAAUCCCAGACCUGCCAUCCCAGACACCCUGGAGGAGCUUUUCCGCAGGUUCCGAGUUCUGGCCAUCGGAGAUGAAACGACCCAAAGCAAGAAAGAGGAUGUGCUCAGCAGCAUCGCCGACAUCCACUUUCUGGUGCUGCAGAACUUGAUCCAGAGCACGCUGGCCCUCUCCGACAACCAGAUGAAGUCCUGCCAGUCAUUUCAGACCUUCCGCCUCUACCGGGAGUACGGGGACGACCUCCUGGUCAAGGCCUUCUUGGACUGCCAGAAGAGGAGCCUCGUGAACCGCCGGAGGGGCAACCAUAGCCUGGGCCCCAAGAAGAGCCGGGCACUGCCCUUUGUGCCCAUGUCUUACCAGCUCUCUCAGAGCUACUACAGGGUGUUCACGUGGCGGUUUCCCACAAUGCUCUGCAGCGAGUCGUACCAGUUCCUCUCGAAGCUCCAGGAGGCCGGAGCGCAGGACCAAGCCACUCGCUUCUCUUUCAAGGACCAAGACGACUCCUCUGCCUCCGAGGAGAUGGUCACCUUUCCUCUGGACGGCCCUGGGGGCUACUGUGCCGCCAUCCUGGCCCUCUUCUCCCUGGGCUUGGCGUCUGUGGACGUGAUGAUCCCAGAGCAGAUUGUGGUGGUGGACAGCACCCUGGUGGAGAACGAAGUCAUUAAAAGCCUGGGGAAAGAGGGGCUGGAGGAGGACGAGGAGGAGGACGACGACGAUGAGGACUUGGAGGAGAACGCGACCAGCAAGCGGCAGAUUGAGGUGAAGGCCCACCAGGCGUCGCACACAAACUACCUCCUCAUGAGAGGCUACUAUGCCCCCGGCAUCGUCAGCACUCGCAACCUGAGCCCCACCGACAACAUCGUCGUCAAUUCCUGCCAAGUGAAGGUGAAGAUGAGGAAGACCCCUGCCCAGGACAGCCUCUGGGCUCAAGGUCCGCCAGAUCUGGAGAACCUCCCCGUCGGAGCCUCCUGCCUCCCCAUCGCCUUCACCAGACUCCUUGGUGUCCAGGAAGAAGACUGCGAGGCAGGCCACCUUCUUCAGUCCCUGGAGCGCCUCUCUUACAGCCCUGCAGAUGCUGCCGCCGCCCUGGAAGUCUGCAGAGCCAUCGGUGAGGCUUCCCACUUUGGGGUGGCCACGGUGGACCUUGCCAGGCAGUUCCAGCACUACGAAGUGGCCGGCGGGGAUCGCACGUGGCUCUUGCCCCAGUACCUCCAGGACCUCAUUGACCUGGAGCAUGUGUUAGAAGUCGGCGGCCACACCACCCGGCUGGUGGCAAGGAGAUUCGCCAGCCCCUGGCUGCUGCACUCUGUACGCCUCAAGGAGGAUGGCCCCGAAGUCCUGCAAGGCAAAGACUCUGCUCUCCCGAAGGACCCGGCUGAGUCAGGGGAGACGGAGCUCAGCAGGGCUUCUCCUGCUCUGUCAGAGGAAGAACCAGCGAGGAAAAGGCAGAAGACGGAGGAGGAGAGUCUGGAUGGAGAAGCUGCUGCCCAAGGCACCCAGAGCAUGCCGGGAGAAGGAGCCAGCAGCCCUGCGGCCCUGAAUGCCAGCCCUGGUGGCGCAAGGACUCCAGAGAUGCAAGAAGGGACUGCCGCACUAGAGCCAGGCUCCAUACGAGGCUGCAGGAUGGACGCUGUGGGGAAGGGCAGUGGGAAAGAGGCCUCUGGCCUGAGCAGCCAGGAAGCCGAAGACUGUGGUGGUCACACCAGGGAGCCACGCAAGGAUCCCGCCUCGCAGCCGGAAGCAGCCCCUGGCGACUCCAGCGGAUGUUCUGCGGGGAAAGUAUGGCAGGCAGAAUACGAAAGCGCUGGUGGGAGCAUCAGCUUUGUCGGCCGUCCGUGGCGCAUCGUGGACGGCAGCCUGAACAAGCCAGUCUGCAAGGGCAUCAUGGAGGGGGUUCUCUGCCACAUCAUGACCAAGCCUGGCAUAACGGAAGCAGCUCUGUGCCACCACUAUUUGGGCGUCCUGCAGCCGGUGGCUCUUCUGGAGAUUCUGCAGGGCCUUGAAUCUCUUGGCUGCAUCAGGAAAUUCCACUUGAAGCAGCAGAGACCAGCCUCGCUCUUCUCGAAGCCGACCCUUGAGGAGGUGGUUGGCAGCCCCAAACUGAGCAGCACGCCAGCCGUCUUCUAUGAGCCCACUGUUGACUGCACCCUGAAAAUGGGCAGGGUCUUUCCCUAUGAACUGAACUGGAACAAGUGGGUGCAGAUGGCUCCCUUGUGAUGAGGCCUCUUUUGUACAGUAGGACAGUGAAUGUCGUUGUGUGUUUUUGUUAAUAAAGAGAUUGUUUCUGUACCUCC
Molecule: messenger RNA, 6471 nt
Organism: Podarcis muralis (Common wall lizard)
Lineage: Eukaryota; Metazoa; Chordata; Lepidosauria; Squamata; Lacertidae
Gene: GTF3C1
Product: general transcription factor IIIC subunit 1
Biological process (GO): 5S class rRNA transcription by RNA polymerase III; transcription initiation at RNA polymerase III promoter
Cellular component (GO): transcription factor TFIIIC complex
Molecular function (GO): DNA binding
Source: RefSeq, a predicted model, not a curated record